Molecule: messenger RNA, 252 nt
Organism: Capronia epimyces CBS 606.96
Lineage: Eukaryota; Fungi; Ascomycota; Eurotiomycetes; Chaetothyriales; Herpotrichiellaceae
Exons: 1
Coding region: 1-252 (83 amino acids)
Source: RefSeq, a predicted model, not a curated record
AUGUCCGACUUGUCAGGUCAGAAGAGGCACCAGUCGCAACUCGCCGCCCGAUUCAGAGAAGAGCCCAGAGGCACGAAUGGAGGCGCAGUCGCCAGACGCGAUGUCGGUCACGAAGUCCAGAAAGAAUUCAAUGGCAAAUCGACAGCCCAACCACAACGUCAGUUUGCCCUUACAGACGGCAGGAUUCCACAGCAGCUCGAAUUUUCAACUGCAAAACCGCUGGAUGGCGCCGCUACAGCCUCAGUCAGCUGA